Messenger RNA from Pogona vitticeps (central bearded dragon), 1920 nucleotides. The record is from RefSeq and is a predicted model, not a curated record. Lineage: Eukaryota; Metazoa; Chordata; Lepidosauria; Squamata; Agamidae.
GCGAGUGGGCGUACUGAACUCGCUGAGAGAGAGAAAGGCAGGGUUCGCUCUGGUUCGGCUUCCCAUUCCGGGUUUUCUUCGCCAACCGAGUAGGCGGGGUCCUUUCCGAGCCGCGCCCGAGUCCAGCUCCGGCUCUUACAGGCAGCCUCCCUAACGCUUUCCCUCGCUUGCCUCUCCAGCUGUUUUACGCAUCUGGCCAGCCGCGCCUUCUUCUCCGACUCUCACAAGAGCGGCAUCAGGGACUAGCAGAGCGGCACCGCCAGCACCCACGAGGCUCCCAUGUCCGGCGAAGAGGCGGCCGGGGGCGAUGCAGGCGCCCCCACCACCGGCACCGCUGCUCCACCGGCAGAGCAGCAGCAACAGCAGCAGCAAGAAGCUCGGCCAGCGGGCGGCCGUCAAUACCGGGCGCUGGUGUUGACCGGCUUCGGCGGCUACGACAAAGUCAAGCUGCAAACGCGGCAGCUGCCUCAGGCGGAGCCCAGCCCGGCCUCGGGCCAAGUGAGCGUGCAUGUCCGGGCCUGCGGGCUCAACUUCGCCGACCUGCUGGCCCGCCAGGGGCUCUACGAGAGGCUGCCCCCGCCGCCCGUCAGCCCCGGCAUGGAGGCGGCCGGCACGGUCCUGGCUGUGGGCGAGGGCGUCACCAGCGUAAAGGUUGGUGACAAGGUGAUGGUGAUGGCGAGGUCAGGUCUUUGGCAGGAAAUUGUGACUGUCCCAGCUAGUCAGACGUUUCCCAUGCCAGAAGGGAUGAGCUUUGAGGAAGCCGCUGCAUUCCUGGUCAAUUAUCUCACAGCCUAUAUGGUCCUCUUCGAUUUUGGCAACCUGCGACCCAACCAGAGCGUCCUCGUCCACAUGGCAGCAGGUGGAGUAGGAACUGCUGCUGUCCAGCUCUGCAAAACUGUGGAAAAUGUCACCAUUUUUGGCACAGCCUCUGCCUCAAAGCAUGAGGCCCUGAAGGAGAAUGGGGUCACCCACCCUGUUGACUACCGGGCAGCUGAUUAUGUGGCAGAGGUCCGGAAAAUCUCUCCUAAAGGUGUAGAUAUUGUCUUAGACCCCUUGGGGGGUUCAGAUACUACAAAAGGCUUCAACCUCCUGAAACCAAUGGGAAAAUUAGUCACCUAUGGUGUAGCCAACUUACUAACAGGACAGAGGAAGAACCUGAUGGCCAUGGCAAAAACCUGGUGGAACCAGUUCAGCAUCAAUGCCUUGCAGCUGCUUCAUCUCAACAAGGCUGUUUGUGGCUACCAUCUGGGCUACCUGGAUGAGGAAGUGGAGCUCCUUAGUGAUGUGGUGGCCAAAUUAGUGGCCCUCUAUAAUCAAGGCAAAAUCAAGCCCAAGGUGGACUCUAUUUGGCCCUUUGAGCAGGUGGUAGAUGCCAUGAAACAGAUGCAGGAGAAGAAGAAUGUCGGGAAGGUGGUUCUGGUCCCUGAAGCACCACCAAAGGAAGAAAGCAAGAAAACAGAGAACUAAAGAAAAGAGCAUGGGUGGAUUGUCUGACCUCAGACUUGAAUGAUGAAUGGUGGACAUCCAAUCAUAAGGUCAGUGGGUGCACUAACUGCUGUUCGAAUGAUCCACAAAACCUCUCGUCGCCAAUGAGAAUCCUUAAAAGGCCAAGAUGCUGCUGAUGGGAGAAGGGUGAGCCAAUGGUAGCAGCACUUUGCUAACACAGCAGGUUGUGGCAUCUGUCCCAUUAAUUCCUCGUUGGGUGGCUUGUGAGUACCUUGUGUGUUCAAGAUGCUUCCUUAAGUCUAUAGUGUUUGAAAAGAAGCUCUCUUGUACGUAUACACGCACGUAUGUGUGUCAACAAAGCAACUGUGCCAAUGCUGUUUACAUGGAUUCAGACAUGAAAUGCUAGUCUGCCUAAUGUUACCAUAUGCCUUAUGUGUAGUUUUUUUGAGUGUUCAUUAAAAGCAUAACAAAAAA